UUGGCUCUUUGUUUCAUUUAAAAUUGUCUUUGAACAGUUCAACAAUAAUUUCAUCUGUUAUUAAGAUUAAUAAAAAAUCGAUUCAAUGUUAUCGUUUGCUAAUGGUCGUUUCAUAGUCUUUGUAUACGCCAUUCUUGAAUCCAUAAGUCGCUUGAUUCCCUACCCAGUUAAAAAUUUAAUUAAAAAAUCUUUUGGUUUAUUAAGUGAUAAUGAAAGUGAUGAAGAGAUUAUUAAAUCCCUCCAAGUCCUGGAAAAUAUUGAAUUAGGGCUGAUAAUAGCCCGUCGAGGGUACGGUCAAGAUGAAACAUCAUAUGUCCAACCAAAUUUCCAUUUUAAAAAUAAUCUUAUUCGUUUUGUUUCAAUUCUUAAUUUCAUAAGGUUUUGUCUAAUCCUGAUUUACAAACAAAAUAAUAGUUUGAGUAUAUUGCUUGCCAAUCCAUUCUUCCAUGAAAAUAGCAGUGACAUUAUGAUAUACUAUAUCAUUGGCGGAGGUAUUACACUGUUUAUCUUACGCGAAUACGUUUUGUACCUUGAAGAGCAUGGAGCUUACACAAUACUCUGUCCUUUUCGAGACAUAAAGGUUUCAGGAUUUGACAAGAAUAUGCUUCAGUUGACAACCAAACAGUGUAAAUCGUUCCGCUCUACUUUCCAUAUUUUAAUCACGGUAUGGAUCAGAUGGAUUUAUUGUACAUUUAUUUGUAUGCCUUUUGUUUUAAUCAGUUUGCGUCUUCAAAACCAAGCAAUAGUCAAUAGCGGCCCAGCAAUGUAUAUUUCAUCUUUUUGUUGGAUAAUUUUAGAAUCUUGUGCUUUUAUAUUCAUAUUUGGUGGUUUGUUGACUCUAGGAGCUCACAUAACUAUCUUUGUUCCACUGUGCUUAUGCCAAUUGAAAAGUUUAAUUGAAUUGUUGCAAAGAGUCAAGAGUAAACAAUUUAUCGAUGACUCUUAUAUUAAAGGCAUGAAUACAGAUGUGAUCCGUUAUUUGAACUAUUUUGAUUGCUUUAUCGCUAAAUUGCGUUACAUUUAUUUUUUUCUUUUCAUAAUUAUCUCAUUUGGAGCUGAUACUGCGAUCUUCUUGGGACUAUUCACUAAGCGUCAUUCGAAUUGGGUAUCAAAUAUGCUUGUAAUUUGGGGUCUGAUUAUACUAUUUAUAACGGGAAGUGUUGUUUAUGUUGGUGGAGCGCUUUGGAUCAGAUAUGGCAUGAAUCUUGUAAGAUGCAAGUAUUGAACUUAAAUUUUUCUGUAUUUCUUUCUGUUUUCAUUCUUAUUCCUCAGCUUUAUCUGAUUCAUGGUCUAUAUGUAUCAACCAUAGCCAAAGUCGAAGUGAAACUUUAUCAAAAACUUAAGAUUCUAGAAAUACUCGAUCGCAUUCUUGGACCUUAUUGUGGAGCUAAAAUUGGUGAUGCAUUCACUGCUGAAAAACUUCUUGCUGUUUAUGUGGGUAAUCAAGUAACCUGAACGCAUUAAUUUAAAUUGUUCUUUAACCACCAAUCUCUAUUUUCAUCUGCAGUACGUUCUGGAAAAUGCAAGCACGAUUAUGUUGCUGAUUUGUAAUUUGCAGUUCAUUUCGUCGCAAUAAUCCAUCAUAACUCAACUUUACAAACAAAUCAUGCUGCUAUAGUCAACGCUUUGAUGUUCAGUAAAUUAAACGAAUUAUCUGACAAUUAGCAUUACUAUUAGCUAAGACAUAAUAUAAAAGCAUUUUAGCGUAGGAAACA
This is a messenger RNA of Tetranychus urticae (two-spotted spider mite), 1715 nucleotides long. NCBI's taxonomy places the organism in Eukaryota, Metazoa, Arthropoda, Arachnida, Trombidiformes, Tetranychidae. The record is from RefSeq and is a predicted model, not a curated record.